Molecule: messenger RNA, 1074 nt
Organism: Folsomia candida
Lineage: Eukaryota; Metazoa; Arthropoda; Collembola; Entomobryomorpha; Isotomidae
Exons: 3
Coding region: 499-861 (120 amino acids)
Source: RefSeq, a predicted model, not a curated record
UACAUACCCUUAAGGAUUACAGAUGUAUUUUACUCCGAAUUAGUAACGUGUGGGAACUAUGUAUUUCAAAAAUCUGGAUAAUUUUACCACCAGAUCCCAUAUUGUGAGCUGUACAUAUUUAUAUUCAUGAUCAUAUUUCUCACUACCAUUAACGUAGACUGUACAUCGUAGAGUGAGCCAAUUUCUCACCUAAGCAUGUAUUUACAGUAUAUGUAUGUAUGUACCAGGUUGAUGUCAUAAUUUGGCUAUGUGCUUAUAUAAGCACUUACGUACAAAUAAAUAAGAUAAUAUUGUUCAAGUUUAAUCAAUACUCAAGUGUAUGUAUGCAGAUUACAUACAUAUUAGUUUAUUUAGAUUACAUACAUAUUAGUUUAUUUAGAUUACAUACAAAUUAGUUUAUUUAGAUUACAUACAUAUAUAUAGACAGUUAAAAAGUUAUGGACUUCAUCAGUCGAGCUUGUAACCUUGGCUUCCCAGCAGAAUGCAAAAAUAAACAGAAUGGGCGACCUCAGACGGAACAGCGGUCAGCAAGACGUACCAAACUCGAAGCCAGGUACGAUAUCAAUUUCCCCAAAAACUUUCCAAGAUAUUGCACAAAAGUGGGUAGAAUCUGAUGAAUUGGCUUCACCGGAUCAAGUCGCAGUCUUUCGCAAAUUAGUGAGCAUAUUGCGGGAUCACGACUUGCAAGAUGUGUCGGAAAUUAUACGUGGCACGGUUGAGCGGCGUGUCAAAUUAAAUCAGCUUCGAAGCCAGAAUGCAGUAGGCAAAAGUAGUAAUUGUAAAGAAUUUAUUAAAUCCGGCCAGGAUGCAGAGUACGAGUCAUUGACGGGUGAAGAAGAUUUGGAGUCAUGUUCCUCAUAGGAUUUUCCUUUGUGGAAAACUAGUACAGAUUUUACAGGCAUAAAGCACUCGUAUUGACCAUAAGCACCUAAGAAACGUCUUACAAACUUGUGAAAAAUUGAAGAAAGACAAUCUAUACAGCAAAUUAAGAAACACAUAAAGAAAUAAACCGUUACAACGAAUGUAACCAAGGGGUGAAAACAGUGUAUUGUCCGUCAACCUGAAAAUCAUGUU